ACCAUACUCACAAUUAUAAACAUAGAGGCAUACAGUACAUACUUUAUACAACACCACCUAUCAUACAAGAAGCACACAUAUCAGGCCAGAUCACACAAAUGCAUAUAAAAGUAAAUCAAAAGUCAUUUAAAGUAAUACAGGACUAAAAAAAAACCGUUCAUUUUCUUUUUUCAAAUAUGUACUGUCUUUUAAACUUGUCAUCGUGACCUUAAGUAGAUAGCUUAUUAAUAUUAAAUAGGCAUUAUAUUGUGAGGUGAUUUGGUGAUAUCAGAUACAACAGAUUACAGGAUUCAUAGAAUUUAUCCUGAAUGGAUUGUAUGUAUAUGUACAUACAAAUUUGUAUGUACACAGAAUUUAUUGUGAAUUGAUUAAUUGUAUUGCGUAUCUCUUGGCGGAUUCGGCUUUUCAUAGUAUGGCUGGUAGAAAGAGGGCGGUAUUCAACACGUGAAGUGCGUGCAAACAUUGUAUAUUUGCAGGAAAAGUUGUAAAAAGUUUACUGCAUGCAAUCAUUUCAGAUGGUGCUAUUAUAAAUUGCUGGUUGAGAAUGUUGAAAAAGAUAAUACCGCUUCGGGUGCAAUUUCAAACGGUAUUGAAUACGAAUGUAAAACGUAUUCAUCACUCCACCGAGGAAAGUAGUUUGGUUCAAGCUGCCAAAUUCCAUUUUGAAUCAUUACCACAGACAAUUAGGACAUUAAACUCAUUUUCUGGAAGUUCAUUUAGAAGGAAAAAUCCAAUUAAUGGGUUUUAUCCCCAUCAUCUAACACCUGGUCAGCGUCAGUUCAUUCACACACGUGCAUUUUCCACGCAAAAUGAUAAAGGGAGUCAGGGCAACAAGAAUGGAGAGGUUGAGGAGGAGCCGAUUGUUGCUAUGUACGAUGAGAGCGGGAAUAAAUUGAGUAACUGGGCUCGGAUGAAGAUGAUGGCAAAGGCGUAUGGAUACGUGAUCAUUCCUGUACACUGGGUCAUCGCUCCUGUCUGGUUUGGUUCUUUCUACUUAGCAGUGAAACAUGGAAUUGACAUAGUACCUGUCCUGAAGAGCAUUGGUGUAAGUGAAGUUUAUUUAAGCAAAUUACAACACUCUGGUGCCAGUGAUAUCCUGCAGGCCUAUGCCAUGUACAAAGUCGCUACCCCAGCUCGCUACACUUUAACAUUAGCUGCUACUGAGAUGACAAUCCGUGCCUUGAGGAAGAGAGGUUUCAUGAAACCGCUACCACCUAAAGAGAAGACGUACCGGGAAUCAAUGCAGGAGACGUACGCGGGAAUGAAGGAAAAGAUGGAAGACGUGAAAGGAGACGUGAAAGACAAAAUGGAUGACGUUAAAGAUAAGAUGAGCGAUGUUAAAGAUAAGAUGAGCGA
Messenger RNA from Anneissia japonica, 1356 nucleotides. RefSeq lists its product as uncharacterized. Gene Ontology annotation, cellular component: mitochondrion. The record is from RefSeq and is a predicted model, not a curated record. Lineage: Eukaryota; Metazoa; Echinodermata; Crinoidea; Comatulida; Comatulidae.